CUUAUCUAUCGCCAUGUGGGUCGUUUGGGCGCGUUCUCAGGCCCGAAAUCGGCCUGGCUAAGGUACAAUUUGCAGUUUUAUGCGGAGAGCCGGAGCAAGUGCUUGUUUUUCCAUAUAAGCUUCAAUUGGCGCGUUCUUCGGCUAUCUUCUAUUGUCAUCAUCUUUCGACAUAAUGUCCGGCAAGCCGUCGUCCAGCGAGAAAAAUGGCUUAGAGUCCAAGAUUCAAGCCUCUUCCGACGUCGAAUCUGCUCACGAGCUCUCCCAUGGCGACUACAUUGGCGGCCAGCGGACGCUCGUCCGUCAACUGAAGAACCGUCAUAUUGCAAUGAUUAGUAUUGGAGGUGUCAUCGGUACCGGGUUGUUUUUGGGAACUGCCACAUCUUUGAUGAAUGGCGGGCCAGUUGGUCUUCUGCUUGGCUACAUUACCGUUGGAACAAUAUGUUGGAGCGUCAUGGUCUCCUUGGGAGAGAUGGUUGCUUAUUUGCCCAUUCCUGGUGGACAUAUCAAAUUGGCCGAGCGUUUCGUUGACCCCGCAUUGAGUUUCACAAUGGGUUGGAACUACUGGUACAACUGGACGAUUAUCUUGCCCGCCGAACUGAGUGCCGCCGCAGUCCUCAUUAACUACUGGAACCAGUCCGUCAACAAUUCAGCAUGGAUAACAAUAUGUUUGGUCGUCGUCAUCACUAUUAAUAUGUUCGGCGCUGGAGCGUAUGGUGAAGCAGAAUUUAUCUUUGCUUCGAUCAAAGUCAUCACGAUUACCGGUCUUAUAAUUCUUGGCAUUGUCCUCGAUCUCGGAGGCGGUCCCAACCAUGACCGACUUGGAUUCAGGUAUUGGAAGCACCCGGGUCCAUUCGCACAGUACGCAGACAUUGCUGGUGCAAAAGGCCGGUUUUUGGGAUGGUGGUCCGUUAUGACCCAAGCAGCGUUUUCUUUCAUUGGAACCGAGAUUGUCGCCAUCGCCGCUGGUGAAGCUAAAAACCCCAGGCGGAACUUGCCUAAGGCUAUCAGAAGAGUCUAUAUCCGUAUACUUCUGUUCUACAUCGGAGGUACCGCAAUCAUCGGUCUCCUCGUUCCUUCGAGUGAUUCAAGACUGAAUCUGAGUGAUGGUACCGCUGCCUCGUCGCCCUUUGUCAUCGCUAUCAAGAAUGCAGGCAUUGGAGGCCUUCCAUCUGUGAUCAAUGCUGCUCUCUUGACAUCAGCCUGGUCUGCGGCUUCUAGUGAUCUGUAUACCAGCUCACGAGCUCUGUAUGGUCUCGCUGCUUCCGGCAAUGCUCCCAAGAUCUUCUUGCGCACGACUCGCAAAGGUCUUCCCUAUGUUUCUAUCAUCUUCUGCUCCCUUUUCGCCACUCUAGCUUAUAUGGGUGUCAGCAAUGGAUCCGGCAAAGUCUUUGGAUGGUUCUCCAACAUGACUGCUGUCGCUGGUCUGAUGACUUGGUUCGGUAUCUGCGUCACUUAUAUUCGGUUCUACGAGGGUCUUAAAGUCCAAGGCUACGACCGAAGCAAGAUGCCGUUCGCAGUCAGAUUCCAGCCUAUACCAGCAUGGUACGGUAUGAUCGCAUCACUCGUUAUUUGCUUCUUGAGUGGAUGGGAUGUUUUCCUCAAGGGCCAUUGGGAACGAGACACUUUCGUAACAAAUUAUUUCCCUUUAAUGCUCUUCCCCGUCCUCUACAUCGCCUCCAAAUACUACUACAAAGUGCCGUAUGUCCGGGCUCGCGAUAUGGACUUCGUGACAAAUAUUGCAGAAAUUGAAGCUGAGACUUAUGAUGAACCCGCGCCGAGGAAUAAGAUGGAGGCCUUCUGGCAGUGGCUUAUGUGAUUACGAAGGAUGCGAGAUAUAAUUAAUUACUUGAGUACUAAGUUGGUGUAGAUGGUGUUCUUAAAAGCAUAUAUAUAUAAUCUGUGCAUUACAUCCCUCCACAAUGUAUUUUCCAAUUGAUUUUACAAGA
This is a messenger RNA of Guyanagaster necrorhizus, 1946 nucleotides long. Its product is annotated as amino acid permease. Gene Ontology annotation, biological process: amino acid transmembrane transport. The record is from RefSeq and is a predicted model, not a curated record. Gene Ontology annotation, cellular component: membrane. The coding region runs from base 173 to 1816 and encodes 547 amino acids. NCBI's taxonomy places the organism in Eukaryota, Fungi, Basidiomycota, Agaricomycetes, Agaricales, Physalacriaceae. Gene Ontology annotation, molecular function: amino acid transmembrane transporter activity. The transcript is spliced from 19 exons.